AUGAAGAAGAACGCGCUCAUAAAUCAUAUAUACUUUCUGCUAAAACUGAUAAUAGGUUUUUAAUUUUUAUCGGGCAAUUUAUUAAAUACAAGAGACCGACCGAAGUUUCGGUUUCGGAUUCGGUGUCGGCCAAGUUUCGGCCAAAUAACCGGUUUCGGUCGAAGUUCCGGUUUCGGCAGCAAAUUGACCGAAACUUUCGGCUUGGCCGAAACAUACGAUCGUAAGGUCUCGGGAUAUGUCCGGUUGUAGUCGGGCGAUCGCUUCGUGUCCGUACGCGUUUCAUCACGUCACUUGAUCUUCGCCGACAAGCUGGUCACGCAUUUAUUACAUUUAUUAGGUAGUGUGCGUAUUAAAUAUAGAUAGAAAUGUCUCAAAGAGAAAGAUAUCCUAUUUUUUAAAAGAGCACAAAUGAUUUAUCUAAGGCAGUUUGCAAAAUCUGCAAAAAGUCGCUCUCAUUAGGAAGUCAAGAACCCAAAAAACAAACACUAUAUGGAGUGAAGCAGCAUUUAAGUAAGUUCCAUGGCACAGAACACAGACAAGUUUUAAACCGGCAGUCUGAAUUAGAG
Acanthoscelides obtectus is the source of this 566-nucleotide messenger RNA. NCBI's taxonomy places the organism in Eukaryota, Metazoa, Arthropoda, Insecta, Coleoptera, Chrysomelidae. The record is from the annotation of a GenBank genome assembly.